This is a messenger RNA of Darwinula stevensoni, 279 nucleotides long. The record is from the annotation of a GenBank genome assembly. Lineage: Eukaryota; Metazoa; Arthropoda; Ostracoda; Podocopida; Darwinulidae.
AUGCUGAUGAAGAGAAAACUGAUGAUUCCGUGGCUGGGCAUCUCUCUCUUUUGGUUCAUCGUGUAUCCUAUAGCUGCUAUCAUCAUAAUUGCCCUCGUGUGUACCUAUGUCCAAGAAAAGAUCGUCGUGGUCAGUGUCGUUGGCAUCGUCGUCUUUGUCCUCAUCGUUGGUUAUUCCCUUGGAAUCUAUUUCUUUCUUGUCGUCUAUUCCUACUUCAAGGCCCUCCGCCAAUUGUCUACCAAUGCCAGGAAUUGGCUGUUGUUCUCUGCCAACUGGUGA